AUGACCGCGACGGGCGCCGCCGUCACCGCAACACCAAAGAACCAUUCCUACCACCGAUUCAUCAAGCGAUAUCGAACAGAGAUCUCGGCCAGCUCAUCCAGUGUCUUCUCUACCCUCGCCGCGUUUCCUCUCGAUAGUGUCAAGACGCGCAUGCAGACAUACCAUUACAAGGGAUUUCUUGAUUGCGUGCGGCAUACCUACGCAAAUGAAAAGCUCGGCGGUUUUUUUCGAGGCGUCACGGCCCCGAUGGCCAGCAUCACCCUCGUCCGUACCGUCUCCUUCUCGAUCUACCAACGCGCCAAAUACUCCUAUUCCAGCUGGGUGAAGCGAAAUUUCGGAUUCGACAUCAUCGACCACGUCAACCAACGCGGUACAUACCCAAAUCUCUACUCAGUCGCAUGCUUUGGGGCCGCUGGCGCGACUGCUGGUUCCGCCAUAACAUUCCUCGCCUGUCCCUUUGAGCUCACAAAACUCAGCGCCCAGGUCUCUGUCCUGCUGGCCGAACGGGGUGUUAGCAAUGGAGGUAGUCACGCGGUGGCUGCUAGCUAUCAGAACAAGGGCACGCUGCGGACAAUGGCCAACAUAAUUAAGCAUCGCGGCGUGCUGGGACUUUACACUGGCUUUACACUUCAUCUAUUACGCGAUACCUUGGGAACGGCAAUCUAUUUUAUGGUGUAUGAAAGCGGGAAGCAGGUCGGAAACACAUUGGCUGGCGAUCAUCCUAACAGUAAUAAGGCGGCCGUUGUAGCCGCCGGGGGUAUGUGUGGGCUGGUCUCUUGGGCUAUGAUAUAUCCCAUCGACUCGGCCAAGAGCAUCUACCAGCGCAACUCCCUCCUCUAUUCCAAAGGCCAGACGGUCGAGCCAGCACCCAAGAUCGAGUUCUUUAAGCGGCACAUGUAUCGCGGCCUCGGGGUUUCCAUGACUCGCUCUUGCGUGGUGAACGCCAUCUUCUUUUCAUCGUUUGAAUUUAUCAAGAAACACAUCGACUCUCUCGAAGAUGAGGGCAGGAUCUGA
This is a messenger RNA of Fusarium vanettenii 77-13-4, 1014 nucleotides long. RefSeq lists its product as uncharacterized. Bases 1 to 1014 code for a protein of 337 amino acids. Gene Ontology annotation, biological process: transport. Gene Ontology annotation, molecular function: transmembrane transporter activity. The transcript has 4 exons. NCBI's taxonomy places the organism in Eukaryota, Fungi, Ascomycota, Sordariomycetes, Hypocreales, Nectriaceae. The record is from RefSeq and is a predicted model, not a curated record.